Molecule: messenger RNA, 2100 nt
Organism: Epithele typhae
Lineage: Eukaryota; Fungi; Basidiomycota; Agaricomycetes; Polyporales; Epitheliaceae
Product: PLC-like phosphodiesterase
Exons: 10
Coding region: 1-2100 (699 amino acids)
Biological process (GO): lipid metabolic process
Molecular function (GO): phosphoric diester hydrolase activity
Source: RefSeq, a predicted model, not a curated record
AUGACCGCCACUGCGCCGUCUUCAUCCACCCUCAAGCUGCCCGAGUGCUGGGGCCACCGCGGGGCGUCGGCGGCGUACCCGGAGAACACGCUCGCGAGCUUCCAGCUCGCGAUCCACGACGGCGCGGAGGGAAUCGAAAGCGACGUGCAUGUGUCUCUGGAUGAUGUCGUCGUCAUGUUCCACGAUCCGACGCUCGACCGCACGACAAAUGGGAAAGGCAAGAUCAAGGAGACGAACUGGUUUGGCGAGGGCGGGAUGGAGCACCUGAAGACGACGAAGACGCCCGUGCAGUCCAUCCCGACCUUCGUGCAGACCGUUGAGCUGCUCAUGAAGGUGCGCCUCGUCCCCGCCCGCAAGCUCGAGCGUGAACACCGGAGCCUUGACACGCGCGCGCACGGGGCAGCCCGAGAACAAGCACGCACGUUCAACGUCGACGUCAAGAUCUUCAGCGAGCCCCUCCACCUCUUCACGCUCAUGCACGAAAUCAUCGCCGCGCAGCCGAACUGGCAGACGGAGCUGGCGCCGCGGAUCCUGCUCGGCCUCUGGCACCCGCGCUUCCUGCCGCAGGCGAAGGCGAUCCUCCCGUACUGCAAACGGUCGUUCAUCGGCAUCAGCCCGAGCAUCGCGCGCUCGUACUUCUGGGACGACUGCGAGGUGUUCUCCAUCCACUUCUCCGCGCUCGCGACGUGGGAGGGGCAGAGGUGCGUUAUCGCGGACGCACAAAAGGCGGGGAAGAGGAUCAUGGUGUGGACGGUGAAUGACCGUGCGCACAUGCUCGAGGCGACGCGGUGGGGUGUGGACGUUAUCCUUACGGACAAGACGAAGAUGUGGCUGGACCUCCGGGAAGAGCUCAAGAAGGACUAUGCGCAGAUCAUGUCGACCCACAGCAGCAUGUUCCUCUGGACGUCGGUGCGGUUCUGGUCGCCGUCGCUUCGGUUCUGGGAGAUGGUGGCUGGGUACUAUCUCCAGAAAUACGCCAAUACAGAGGAUCCUGCAGACGAUUGGGAUGAGGCCUGCCCAUCGACGCCGUCUGCCCGCCGAAUCGUCCUCGGACGCGUCCGCGUCUCCCAUCCGCCAUGUAUCUCCUCCUCCUCCUCAUCCCGCCGUGCGACCCAUCGCAAGCGGGCCUCCGCCCUCCGCCUCUCCUCAGACUCCACCGUCACUACCCUUCCGCUCUACACCUCCCCUCCGCGGCAGAGAGUUGGAGACCUUGCGGAGAUCCCCUUUGAACAGCCUCCGGCAUACCCAGACAGUGCGGAGGAGGCUGACGAAGACACAGAUCCCUCCGACUCGGAGAGUGCGGCCGUCUACAUCCCCAGUCCACCCUCGAGCCUCCCCGUCUCCCCACGGAAUCGCGCGCGCCGCUACCAAGCCUCGGCGCGCAGCAUCGGCCACCGGAGACUGCAGAGCAUCGCGACCAGCCAGAGCGAUCCCUAUCUGGACUCUCUGUUGGAGCGCAGCGUCCACGCGCUUGAAAUGUCAAACGCACUGCUGCAGUCGUCCAUGUCCACCCAGACGAGCCUCUCGGCCGUGCUCGCGGACGACAGCGCAGAUCGCCACCUGGAGGAGCGCACGCAGCGGCUGGCGUCGAAGAUGAAGGACGAUAAGGACAUGCAGGCGUCAUGGAUGGACGAGUUGGAUGAGAUAUCACGCCGGGUGGAGGGCCUCGUCGAGUCAGACGGCGAGCACGGUGACCAUGCGUCCGUAUCGUCACUGGGCGCACCGGCCCCGCUCAGCCAGAGUCUGCCAACGUCAAGUCUGUUGGAGCAGAUGGAGUCUAAGGGCCGACGGCGGACUUCUCACGAGAUGCGCAGGCACCAGCCGUCCCAAUCGACGUCGAGCUUGCAGCUAUCUGCCCAUGACCGGAGUCAUUUCAUCGCUCCCGCCCCCGCGCGCUCACGGUGUACAUUGACUCCUCCGAGGGCGCGCACGAAAUCGGCCUCCCCUCCACCCUGGGCGUUCGCUUGGACAACCGUCCACCACGCACCCCCGUCCCCUCCCCGUCCGGCUUCCAGCAACCAAACAUCCCGGAAGAGGACGAAGAACCAGAGCCUGCCCCGGUGUCUGCGCGUGCGUCGACCGACCAGCCGCGACGAGUAG